CUACCCGUCCGUUGGGUUCUUCCUCGUGGACUUGCUCCUCCUACUCCUUGUGUGGUUUCGUGGAAGUAGUCCGCAGCUCCUCCGUCCGCCGCCUCCCGAGAUCUUUUCCGCAGCUCGGUCGCCUCUCCAUCGAUUCAUCGCCGCGUUGACUUCCUCCGCUUCUCCCUUCGGUCUAUGUAGCCCUUUGCUCCACCGGUUUAUCCACCACCUCGGGGUUCCCAAGAUUCUCGCAGCUGUAGUUCUCGAUUCCUUUUACCUCCUUCGAUUUCUCUUCUUUGACGUGUUCUUGCGAGAUUAGGGGCUGAGAAUUGCACAAUCCAUGGCCUUUUACAAGAGAUCUCGGGCGGCGAGAGACGCCCUGCCGUUGCGGCGGGUGCUCCCUUUGGUCCUUGUAGUCCUCGCCUCCGUGCUGUUCGUGGUCUUCAUGCUUAAGAAUCGAGCUGUCGCCGGUCCCUCCUCUUUCCCCUUCGCGAACCUGGGAAACCCUGCAACUAUUUUAGCGGAUCCUAGUUUCAAGCUCAAGCUGCCGAAGCAGACCCUCCUCUCUGUCUCCUUGGAUCAGCGGAACAGAUUGCCCCCCAGGAACACGGAUCUCUUCCCCACCCUGGCCAAGGACCAUACAAAGAUUGUCCUUUACGUCCACAACCGCCCCCGGUACCUCCGGGCGGUCGUCCGGAGCCUCGCCGGCGUGGAGGGCAUCGGCGAGACGCUGCUGAUCGUGAGCCACGAUGGAUACUUCCCCGAGAUGGACGGCAUCGUCCGGGGCAUCCGGUUCUGCCAGGUGAAGCAAAUUUUUGCGCCCUACUCGCCGCACCUGUUCCCCGACAGCUUCCCGGGCGUCUCCCUGGGCGAUUGCCACGACAAGGACGACCCCGCUGCGAAGAAGUGCAACGGGACGGCUGACCAGUACGGCAACCACCGGUCGCCGAGGAUAGUGUCGCUGAAGCACCACUGGUGGUGGAUGAUGAACACUGUGUGGGAUGGGAUGGAGGAGACCAGGGGAUUCGACGGUCACAUUCUUUUCAUCGAGGAGGACCAUUACAUCUACCCGAAUGCUUACCGGAACCUUCAGCUGCUCGUAGGAGUAAAGCCCACGAAAUGCCCCGAGUGCUACGCUACCAACUUGGCCCCGUCUGAUGUGAACUUUAAGGGAGAAGCGACGGAUAUGCUGAUAGCUGAGAAGAUUGGCAAUAUGGGUUACGCCUUCAACAGGACUGUUUGGAGAAAGAUACAUGCUAAGGCGAAGGAGUUCUGCUCCUUUGAUGAGUAUAACUGGGACAUUACGAUGUGGGCUACUGUCUACCCUUCGUUUGGAGCCCCUGUUUACACUCUGAGAGGUCCCCGGACAAGUGCCGCCCACUUUGGGAAAUGCGGACUGCAUCAGGGGCAAGGGAAGAGUGGCGCGUGCAUUGACAAUGGCAAAGCAAGCUUUCAGCUAGACGAGAUCGAUAAAAUUCUUAACAUAAAGCCGGAUUGGCAGGUGCACAUCAUCAAGAAACAGAGUGGUUACCAAGCAGGUUUUAAGGGUUGGGGAGGCUGGGGUGAUUGGAGGGACCGAGAGCUUUGUUUGAGUUUUGCUUACAUGUAUCAUGUCGUGUAAGCAGAUGAACUCUGGCAUCCUGAGAUUUUCCAAGCUCUUGAGAGCGUCAUGUUUUAUCCAUGCUGUGUCUGAUUUAUACACAGAUUUAUUGAGAAGGAUUUGCAGGGCAAGUCUGUUUUUGCCAAUGGACUAUGGAGAAGUGAUUUCUUUAAUCAUUGAAAAGUAGUGAUAUAUGAUUAAGGCAACUGACUAAAAUGAGGAGCAGAAGCAACUGCUUGGGAGAAAGGCCCUCUGUUGAGAGCAGUUAGCAAAUAUUUUGUAUGACAUGGAUAUGGUAAGCAUUGAACAAAGGUAUGCAUCUCAUUCGUUAUUUUGUUUUUCGGUGAAAAUUGCCAUUGAUAUGGUAGGAAACUAGAAUAGCUAGCUUUUCCAUGUGAUAUAAUAAAAUUUCUCAACAUAAAGUUAUAAUCAUUGAAAUGUUGUUCAUCUUUAAGCAUGUGGAAGUCCAUUUGAAGACCUAAGAUGGAAUAUGUUUGGGUAUGAAUAAUUGCCACUGACUUUUCAGACCAUAUAUUUAGCCACUAAAUUGCCCCAGAAAAUUACACAAAGUAAUUGGAGUACAUUUCUUAUAUUUCAUGCAAUCAAAAUUCCAAAAUUUCCACAUAAUUCUGUCAUCAGAUGAUGUUGAAUUUCUUAAACAACACUGGCAAGCUGGUUAAAAAUUGUUGUUGAACAAUUUGAGUUGUAAUGUUUGAUCUAUACAAUUUUGUUAACAUAAUUGUCAACUUUUUAGGUGAAUGAAUUUACAAUCUGGUUUAGGAGUAAUCAUACAUGAAUUAAGAACAGCUGCAAAGUAGAAUGCGAACAUCAAAAGUCAAUGAUGAAGAACAAAAAUUAAGGCUGAUCCAUCUAUUGGAAAGUUGCUUGCUGCACCAUAUAUGAUAUUUGUAGCAAACAUUUACUUUUAGACUUUUGCCAAUCAGAAACAUUGACAAUUAUAUAUGGAAUUCUUUAGGCUGAUAGAUGCUUGGCUAAAUCCCCUCAUAGAGCACUCCAGCUUACUGGCUUUUGCAAUUUGUAAUUACUAAUUUCUGCACUCUUGCCCUUUAAUAUACAUAACCACCUAUUAACAUAUAUUACUUCCAAACAACUUACGAGCUGAACACACUAGAAUUUAAUCUUUGGUCUGUGGGUGCUGUCAUAAACAAAGUAAUGACACUAAGCAGGAGGCAGCAGUUGCCUCUUCUUCCAGAUUGACCUGCAUAAAUAUUUUCCAUGUAUUUAUAUGGGAUGCUGCAGCAGGUUCUAGCAGACUUCUUGUCGAGCACUCUUCAUCUCGUACCACAGCACUCUUCAUCUUGCACCACUAGCUGAAGGAUCAAUUACACUCCAGAUCAUUCCCAGAAUGGAAUUUAUAGGGACUGCAAUGCAGAUUGUUCCUCUUGAAUUCAGAUUCAUCCAUCCAACACAGGGAAUCCAAGAGGCUUUGUGCAGCAGAUGUUCCACUACACUUAACAGAAGGCCUUGGUUUUUAUGCUAUCCAAAGCUUGCAAUGAUCAUAAACGGCACUGUAGAGUAGCUCAGAUAAACGGAGAAAUCAUUUUUCAUUGUUCUAGCUGAGUUUCCCUCCAUUACCAUACAGGUAGGAGAAGAUCUUUCUUCAUUGGCUCGGUUCUGAUAGAACUGAACUUAUGGUUCAUCAUCAAACAAGCACUCUUCUUAUGCCACAAGCCUUUCUCAUAUGAUUGUGUUAUCUCUAAGACUCCUUAUCUGCCUGGAGAUGGUUCAAUUUGAUGUGCUGUUGUUGUAAAUAGCUUUUCUAUAAUGUCCAGUGAGGAUGUCAAAUAAAGGUCUGUUCUUCCAUAUGUGAAAACAUUCAUUUGACUGUAAGCUUAGUGUUCUCCUUCAGCUGAACUCUAGCAAGAGAUUUCCAUGAUGUGCAA
Molecule: messenger RNA, 3483 nt
Organism: Musa acuminata AAA Group (dessert banana)
Lineage: Eukaryota; Viridiplantae; Streptophyta; Magnoliopsida; Zingiberales; Musaceae
Product: alpha-1,6-mannosyl-glycoprotein 2-beta-N-acetylglucosaminyltransferase-like
Exons: 3
Coding region: 320-1600 (426 amino acids)
Biological process (GO): oligosaccharide biosynthetic process; protein N-linked glycosylation
Cellular component (GO): Golgi stack; Golgi membrane
Molecular function (GO): alpha-1,6-mannosylglycoprotein 2-beta-N-acetylglucosaminyltransferase activity
Source: RefSeq, a predicted model, not a curated record